This is a messenger RNA of Trypanosoma rangeli, 633 nucleotides long. RefSeq lists its product as uncharacterized. Bases 1 to 633 code for a protein of 210 amino acids. The record is from RefSeq and is a predicted model, not a curated record. The transcript has a single exon. Lineage: Eukaryota; Euglenozoa; Kinetoplastea; Trypanosomatida; Trypanosomatidae.
AUGAAGAGGAGUAGCAGCUUCCUUCUUGCUUCGGUGCCAUUGCUGUGCCUGCUGUCCGUCCUGUCCGCCGUCACCGUACAGAGCUUUUCAAAGUCGCACCAUAUUGUUACGUUUGGUGGCGCCGCGUGGGGCCCUGUGGUGAGCGAAAAGGAGGUAGAGCUCAAACGAGCGAUUGUUGCAGACGUUGGGACCCAGCUGCUGCGCAAGUACGCCUUUUUGACCAUCAUCAAUGUGAGCUCCCUGUCCGUUGGUGGGCACUUCGAGGCUCGCCUCACCGUGAUGCAGGCGCUGCGGAGCAAUAGUUCCAGUUCGCGGCUUCUGCACAUUUGGCCGCCAGAUGAAGUCAAUUCCAUGAUCGCUCAGGGUGUGUUCAACAAAACAUUGGCGCUCCAUACGCCGUCGGAAGCGGCAAAUCUCAUCAGUGUGCAGCUCAACGAGAAAGGGGUAAUGAAGAACGGUGAACAGGUUUUUCACCGAGAAAUGACCUUAAUAGCCCUUGUCACUGGUUCUUGCAUGCUGCUGGUGCUUAUUCCUGUGCUUGUCUGGAUGUGUUGCCAGUGUUGUAGCGGCAAGCAUGCCGGAAGAAGUCAUCAACCGUUUCCGCAUCCUACUCCGGAUGCGAUAAAUGAUUGA